AUGGCGCUGCAGCUCAUGGAGACCGUGUUCUCCCUUCUCUUCAGACUUGCAAUAUUCAUAUUUCUUAGAGUGAUUCCAACGACCUUGGGCAAACAGAUUAUCCCUACUUUGUUUAUUGCAUGGAUAUCGGCGUUUUGGUUAACUGGGAGGAGUAAAGAGACGAAUAAGACGUCGCAGAAGGAGGCCAAGGAUCAACCUUCACCCCAGUCGGCGGGGGCUCUGACAACGAUCGUGCUAUCUCUGCCCACGCAAUCUCGGGGCCUAAGACUAGCUAAUGCCGCCAUAAAUGUGCUCUUGCUCCUAGCAGCAGUAGAGUUUGUUGCCUACCCAUUCUUCGACGCCGCACAAGACGUCGUGUUUACGCGUAUUGGAGCGGUGUACCCUGAUGGCGUCAAAAUUACCGUCCGGCAUCCGCUGGUUGAAGAGGAAUCUCAGUCAUUGCAUAUAAUAUGGAGAGAGGCUCAGGGAGGCUUCAAGAAUUGGACGACCGGUCCUGAGUUGAAGUUGAUAGAGGCGAACGACUGGGUGAGCACGGUGCAACUCAAAGGACUAUGGCCAAAGACGAAAUAUGAAUAUAGACUUUCUUGGGACAACGGAACGCUGCUUGAAUAUCCUCAGAAUCCUAUACCAUUCCGUACUUUCCCCGACGCACAGCUAACAACUGCUACGCGCUUCCGAUUUGCGGUAACGUCGUGUAUCAUACCUAAUUUCCCGUACGUCCCGCUGCAAGGGAGGACAAUCAAGGGCUUCGAUCUACUUGCCGACUAUCUCGGUGUAAACGAUGUCGCUACCACUAUUACUUCGCUUUCCAAGCCGUUCCCGUCUCCGAUGGAGUUCAUGCUUUUCCUGGGAGACUUCAUAUAUGCCGACGUGCCUGUAUUUAUUGGCGACACUAAAGAAGCGUACAGACGACUUUACCGACGCAAUUACCAAAGUUCAAGUUUCAGAAAAAUCUACGAGAAAUUUCCUAUCUUCCAUGCCUACGACGAUCACGAAAUUCUAAAUAACUAUGCUGGGAAAGGAAACGACUCUAUGCCUCCCUUCCCCAGCGCCUCCGACGCGUUCAAGAUCUACAAUGCAGACGGCAAUUAUAAUACGACGCCGCACGAGCAUCAUUACGAAUUCCGCUACGCCGAUGUUGCUUUUUUCGUCAUGGACACGCGCCGAUAUAGGUCUGGCAUCUACGAGGGCGACGAAGUCCCUACGAUGCUGGGAGACAAACAACUCGUUGAAUUGUACUCUUGGUUAGGAAGGGUGAACAAUACGGCGACAUUCAAGUUCAUCGUCACCUCAGUCCCUUUUACCUCCCUCUGGGGACAUGACGCGCAGAUGGAUUCCUGGGCGGGGUACAGAACAGAAAAGGCUGCACUCCUCGAGAAGGUUCACUCCGUCCCUAACGUCAUAUUCCUCUCCGGCGACAGACAUGAAUUUGCUGCAAUCGAAUUCAACUCAGAGGAUGGGUACCCCGUGUACGAGUUUUCGACGAGUCCGUUGAAUAUGUUUGACGUUCCGUUCUUCCGUACGCUGGCUCCAGAAAGUCUGGAGAAAGUGAAGAGGUUUGUGCCGGUUGCGUUCACGGAGGACAGCGAUGAGCCGACGACUGUGGUCGAGGAAGUGCCACAGGAGAGAGUGCUGAAAUAUUUACCCAAAGGAAAUCACAAAUGGUCGGUGAUCGAGGUGGACACGCGAAACUCCGAUGAGCCCAUUUUGCGGGUAGAGGUAGUGAUUGAUGGGAAACUAGCAUACAGCCACGAAAUCAUUGGCCGACCGGUGUCCUUACCGACAGGCUCAGCCUUGGGAGCAUUCGCGCCUCUCAAAGGAGUGCUCACGAAGAUGGGAAUCAAUCCCAGUAGGUGGUUUUGGAUCGCUAGUCUACCCAAUAUCAUGUAA
Pleurotus ostreatus (oyster mushroom) is the source of this 1890-nucleotide messenger RNA. RefSeq lists its product as uncharacterized. The record is from RefSeq and is a predicted model, not a curated record. The coding region runs from base 1 to 1890 and encodes 629 amino acids. The transcript has 10 exons. NCBI's taxonomy places the organism in Eukaryota, Fungi, Basidiomycota, Agaricomycetes, Agaricales, Pleurotaceae.